This is a messenger RNA of Radiomyces spectabilis, 1123 nucleotides long. RefSeq names its product spermidine synthase. Gene Ontology annotation, cellular component: cytosol. NCBI's taxonomy places the organism in Eukaryota, Fungi, Mucoromycota, Mucoromycetes, Mucorales, Radiomycetaceae. The coding region runs from base 61 to 942 and encodes 293 amino acids. Gene Ontology annotation, molecular function: spermidine synthase activity. The transcript is spliced from 5 exons. Gene Ontology annotation, biological process: spermidine biosynthetic process. The record is from RefSeq and is a predicted model, not a curated record.
UUUUGUUAUUGCAUCAAAGAAAUUUUUUUGCUCCUUCUUUUUCUCGGCAUAUAUUACAUAAUGGCUGCACCUUUGACUCACCCCAGCAUCAAGGACGGAUGGUUCAUGGAAAAGUCCACCAUGUGGCCCGGUCAGGCCAUGGCUCUCAAGGUGGAAGAGAUCCUCCACGUUGAAAAGUCCAAGUUCCAGGAUGUCCUCGUUUUCCAAUCCUCCAACUAUGGCAACGUCCUUGUUCUUGACGGUGUUAUUCAGGCUACCGAGCGUGAUGAAUUUUCUUACCAAGAAAUGAUCACCCAUCUUGCCAUGAACUCUCACCCUAACCCCAAGAAGGUCCUUGUCAUUGGUGGUGGUGACGGUGGUGUGCUUCGUGAAGUCAUCAAGCACGAGAGUGUUGUUGAAGCCACUCUCGUCGAUAUUGAUGAAGCCGUUCCCCGUGUGUCCAAGAAGUAUUUGCCCAACAUGGCCAUCGGUUUCGCUCACUCCAAGGUCAAAGUUCACAUUGGUGAUGGUUUCGAGUUCUUGAAGGACAAGGUCAACCAAUACGAUGUUAUCAUCACUGAUUCCUCGGAUCCCGAUGGUCCUGCCGAAUCUCUUUUCGGUGCCGACUUCUUCCAGCUUUUGAAGAAUGCUUUGACCGAAAAUGGUGUGUUCAGCACUCAGGGUGAAUGCAUGUGGCUCCAUCUUCCUCUUAUCAAGAAGGUCAAGGAUUUCUGCAAGAACCUUUAUCCCCAGGUCGAAUAUGCAUACACUUCCAUCCCCACCUACCCCAGCGGUCAGAUCGGUCACAUCCUCUGCUCCAAGAACCCCGAGGCUAACCUCCGUGAGCCUCUUCGCAAGUUCACUCCCGAACAGGAAGACAAGCUUUGCCGUUACUACAACUCGGAAGUCCACAAGGCCGCUUUCGUCUUGCCCCAGUUCGCCAAGAAGGUUUUGUAUGAAUAAGUUCAUCACAAUAAACAAAAAAAAAAGAAGGAAAAUUUAGACCAACAAUUCUUUGUCCUCCAUGCGUUUGAUCGCAGAAUAACUGGCUCAGCCAUUUGCAUUGUAUUGUUUUUACAUGGAUAAAUGAAACUGUCAUCUUGUUGUCAUUUAUGCUGCCGAUAAAGUCCGUCUUUGCCUUGAU